Manis javanica (Malayan pangolin) is the source of this 1363-nucleotide messenger RNA. RefSeq names its product FAM3 metabolism regulating signaling molecule D (gene FAM3D). The record is from RefSeq and is a predicted model, not a curated record. Lineage: Eukaryota; Metazoa; Chordata; Mammalia; Pholidota; Manidae.
CUGUCCCAAGUGCCUUUCUCCCUCCGGCCCCACCCCAGCCAGCCAGUCCCGGGCUCCAGCUCCAGAGCACACAUGGGCCGCCGCAGGGAACCGGUGGGGACUCAGACCCAGGAGCCCGACAGGGGCCGCGUGCAGGUGCUGAGCAGAUAGCCGGGCACUGUGCCUGGAGGGACAUCAGGCUGCAAGAGCCCUUGCUGUCCCUGCUCCUCCUCACCCCCCACCCUAAGGCCAGAGCCCUGCUGGGCGUAGGUGGACAGCCAGGGUCAAGCCCCUAUCAGGCUAACGCUGACCCCAAGCUGCUCCUUACCUGGACAGGAUGAGAGUCUCAGGUCUGCGCAUCCUGGCCCUCAUCUUCGCCAUGGUCACUAUGUGGAUCUUCAUCCGCAGCUUCGGCAGCUUCAACGUGAAAACCGUCCGCCUGCCGCGCUGGCUGGGUUCAGUCACCAAGCAGACCCCGGUCGUGAAGAACAAAUGUGGCCUCAGCAAGCCCUGCCCAGGCAACUUCUUUGCAUUUAAAAUCUGCAGUGGGGCCGCCAACGUCGUGGGCCCCUCCAUGUGCUUCGAGAACCACAUGAUCAUGAGUCCUGUGAAAAACAACGUGGGCAGAGGCCUGAACAUCGCCCUGGUGAAUGGAAGCACAGGAAUGGUGCACAGACAGAGCUCUUUCGACAUGUACUCUGGAGAUACGAAGUUCCUAGUGAGAUUCCUUAGAGAAAUUCCAGAUGGCACACUGGUGCUGGUGGCCUCCUAUGACGACCCAGGGACCAAAAUGAAUGCUGAAAUCAGGACGCUCCUCUCCAACUUGGGCAGUUCCUAUGCAAAGCAAGUGGGCUUCCGAGACAGCUGGGUCUUCUUAGGGGCCAGAGACCUCAAAAGUAAAAGCCCCUUUGAGCAGUACUUAAAGAACAACCCAGACACAAACAAAUAUGAGGGCUGGCCGGAGCUGCUGGAGCUGGAGGGCUGUGUGCCCCGGAGGGCGUUCUAGGGUGCUGAGGCUCCCCUGGGCUGGGGCCUCAAGAAGCUCGGGCCUGACUUAGGGGUCAGGGCCCGGGUGCUGGAGGCCUGCUGGCAGGAGCUGCCGGGCAGCAGAGCGGGGCGCAGGAACGGCAGUGCCAGCACGGAAGGUGCUGAGAGUGGCCUCCGUGCUCCUGCUCCGCGGCCUCCGCUCUUCGCACACAAAACCCUCCUGUGGGCUGAGGCAGCCUGCCUGGGUGGCCAUCCCCCGAGGGUCCUCAGGGGCUGCUGUCUGUGCAGAGGACAGGACUGCUUCCCCUCGAGAGAGUGCUGACUGCCUCCGGGGGAGGCAUGCACCGCCCCCACACCUGAACACAAUUAGAUUUUAUUUUUGCUGGUUUUGAAUGAA